AACAGACUCGAUCUGUCCCACAUUACAGUCUGUAGUGUUCAUUUCACCUAGUUUUUCUAGCCGCCUUCCUACUUGCCGCCGAGCCACAGCGCCAGGCUGCUGAAUACACGAGAAUCAUGGGGACGAGGGAGACAUGCAGGGCGUGCUUUGACAGUCGGACAUUGUGGAUGGCUGUGUUAGUGCCAGUCGUCCUGCUUCCACUGCCGAUACUCAACCCAAGUGAGGUGUCCCGAUGUGGCUACUGCCUGUUGGUGAUAGCAUUCUUCUGGGUCACAGAGAUAAUCCCUCUUGCUGUCACUUCCCUUCUUCCAAUUGUUCUCUUUCCUGUGUUUGGCAUCAUGUCUGCAAAAGAUACUUGCAUGAGCUAUGCCAAGGAUACGCUCAUGCUGUUCAUGGGGAGUCUCAUGGUAGCAGUGGGCGUAGAACGCUGGAAUCUGCAUAAACGUAUAGCACUAAGGACGUUAUCUCUCGUAGGGCCUCAGCCUAAAUGGUUGCUGUUUGGGAUCAUGUUGCCGUGCUGGUUUCUAUCAAUGUGGAUGAGCAACACCGCCACGGCCGCCAUGAUGAUGCCCAUAGUUAAUGCUAUUCUGGACCAAAUCAAACUUACCCGACAUCAGCAUGGCACAGAGGAAACAUCCAUUGCCAUAGAAAACCGAGAUUCUGCGCAAGAAAAGGUGGAGCUGGAGGCCAGCUUAAAGUCCCCCGCCCUGGCCAUUGAAGAAGAAAACAGGCUGACAGUGAAUGAAAAGAGACAAACGGUUGACAAAGAAUUCAUCUGUCUCGCAAAGUCAUUCAGUCUUUGUGUUGCUUUUGCGGCAAACGUGGGAGGUAUGGCGACAUUGACCGGCACACCACCUAAUAUCAUCUUCAAAGGACAAGCCGAUUUGACGUUCUCAAAAGCUGGCGGAUCGGAGGUGAACUUUGCCAACUGGCUGGCCGUAGGACUGCCAAUAUCUGCUAUCUUGUUUGUAUUUGUUUGGGGCUGGCUUUACAUCUACACUGUGAGAACAAAGAUUCUCAAAUGCUGCCAGAAAGACCAAAAUUCGUACUUCGCAGUGAGAAACGUUAUCAGGAGAGAAGCUAGUAAACUUGGUACAAUGACAUUCCCCGAAGUGAUUGUGUUGGUCAACUUUACCAUUCUGGCGUUGCUGUGGGUUACCCGGAAACCUGGUUUUAUCCCUGGCUGGGGAAACUUGCUAAAGGAAGGGUAUUCAGGUGAUUCUGUUCCCGCAAUUUUGAUAGCUAUCAUUUUAUUCAUACUGCCGGCAAAGAUCCCAAGUUUUCGGCGUAAAGGGGGCGAUCUACCAGUUCAAGGGCAAGGCUAUCAACCUAUUCUUACAUGGAAAGCUGUAAAUGACAGGAUGGCUUGGGGUGUGAUCCUGCUGAUGGGAGGAGGCUUUGCUCUGGCGGAUGCCUGUCAGCGAUCAGGACUUUCAAAGUGGGUUAGUGGCCAUCUUUUAGAGAUGUCUUCACUCGAACCAUGGAUCAUCGCAAUGGUCCUUUCCAUCAUCAUAUCACUGGCAACACAGGUCACCAGCAACGCAGCUACAGCCACGCUCUUCCUACCAAUAGUUGGGGAAAUGGCAACUACACUUGGUCUUAACCCUCUAUAUUUCAUGAUUCCGUGCACACUGUCCACAUCCCUCGCUUUCCUGCUGCCAGUGGCAACUCCGCCAAACGCUAUUGUGUUUGCAUCAGGAUACUUACAAGUAAAAGAUAUGGUUGUCGUUGGUUUUGGCAUCAAUGUAUUUGCCUUGAUUGUCGUCAACUGCGUCCUCAACGCAUGGGCCGUUCCCUUCUAUAAGCUGGAUGUGAUGCCGGAGUUUCUCAUUAUUAACAGAACACUUGUUCCAAAUAUCACGCCAAGGAUGCUACUCAAUCUCACACUGACUCCCUGAAGUAUAAUGUUAUGUUUUAACCACACUGUUUCAGUUAGCGAGUAAACACCCCUUGUGUUUAAGGGGAUCCAAAACAAUACUCCCAUAGCAUCUAUUCGGAAGUCGUUUUAUCUCAGAAAAUAAUACUGUUCUUUUAUCAGAAACAUAUCACUUAACAGUGUAAAUGCGAGUUGCUGUAACCUUCUUGACCUGUUAUAAAUAUCGACAUGCUCGUA
Molecule: messenger RNA, 2113 nt
Organism: Haliotis rubra (blacklip abalone)
Lineage: Eukaryota; Metazoa; Mollusca; Gastropoda; Lepetellida; Haliotidae
Product: solute carrier family 13 member 2-like
Exons: 14
Coding region: 117-1898 (593 amino acids)
Biological process (GO): monoatomic anion transmembrane transport
Cellular component (GO): membrane
Molecular function (GO): transmembrane transporter activity
Source: RefSeq, a predicted model, not a curated record